Molecule: messenger RNA, 6693 nt
Organism: Labeo rohita (rohu)
Lineage: Eukaryota; Metazoa; Chordata; Actinopteri; Cypriniformes; Cyprinidae
Gene: atp8b5a
Product: ATPase phospholipid transporting 8B5a
Exons: 29
Coding region: 517-4137 (1206 amino acids)
Biological process (GO): phospholipid translocation; Golgi organization
Cellular component (GO): plasma membrane
Molecular function (GO): ATP hydrolysis activity; magnesium ion binding; ATPase-coupled intramembrane lipid carrier activity
Source: RefSeq, a predicted model, not a curated record
CUAUCACAAGAGUGGAGCAAAAAGAGAGCACUGCAAGUUGCCGCCCCUCUUCCUUGUUUAUCUUGAGUGUGUGUGGUGGGGUCUGUGUGUGUGUGUGUGUGUGUAUAUGGUUGUGAAUGAGUCUAGGCUGGAUGCCUGCACUCCCUGUUUCCCAUCAACGUAAAGUGAGAGCAGAUGGAAGACUGAGAAGCGAGAAAGGAGGAGGAGAAAGAGAAAAUAAAAGGGCAAGACAAAGAGGAGGAGACUGUUUGGCUGACUUUAGCGAUCUCUGGCUGGAGAAAGAACUGCCACACUAGACCUACACACACACUACGAUGUCACUGUAGGACAUUAACGGUGUCAGAAAGAGAGUAAGAAAGUUGAAGUGUUUUGAAAUUUGCAUUUUGACGGACUUUACAACUUUUCUAACCGGGCCAGCUGUCAGAGAAGCAUACGGCACACAAGGUUUAACUGUCCUGACGUUACUUUAACACCAGGGAAAUUAUGAUUAGUCCUUGAAAAGGAAGAAGGGAAGCCAUGUCAUUCUUUGGCUUAGACUGUACACGGAAGAAAGAAAAAGAGGUGGAGAGGAAAAUCAGAGCAAAUGACAGAGAAUAUAACUCAUCCUUCAAAUAUGCUACCAAUUCCAUCAAGACCUCCAAAUACAAUCCCUUCACUUUUCUGCCUCUUAACUUGUUUGAGCAGUUCCAGAGAAUUGCCAAUGCCUACUUCCUCUUCCUGCUCAUCCUACAGGUUAUUCCUGCUAUUUCCUCUCUGCCCUGGUUCACCACUGUCGUCCCACUAGUCUUAGUAUUAUCGGUGACUGCAGCCAAAGACGCCACUGAUGAUAUUAAUCGCCACAGAAGUGACAGGAAGGUGAAUAACCGUAAAGUGAAUGUGCUCAUCAAUGGAAAACUGAUAAGUGAGAAAUGGAUGAAUGUGCAAGUGGGAGACAUCAUAAAGUUGGAGAACAACCAGUUUGUCACAGCAGAUUUGCUCCUGUUGUCCAGCAGCGAACCUCUCAACCUAGUGUACAUAGAAACUGCGGAGCUGGAUGGAGAAACCAACCUGAAGGUUAAACAGUCUCUGACGGUAACAGGAGACAUGGGAGACAAUUUAGAGGCUUUGGCUGCAUUCAAUGGGGAGGUGUGCUGUGAGCCUCCUAACAACCGUCUGGAUCGCUUUACGGGCACGUUGACGUUCGACACGCAGAAAUACUCGCUGGACAACGAGCGAGUCCUACUCAGGGGCUGCACGCUCAGAAACACUGACUGGUGUUUUGGCCUGGUGCUGUUUGCAGGGCCAGAGACUAAAUUGAUGCAGAACUGUGGGAAAAGCACCUUUAAGAGGACAAGUAUCGAUCGACUCAUGAAUGUACUGGUGCUCUUUAUUUUUGGGCUUCUGGCUCUGAUGUGUAUUAUUCUGGCUGUGGGAAAUGGGAUUUGGGAAAACCAUGCAGGGUCAAAGUUCAAUGCCUUUCUUCCACGAGAAGAGAACAUUGCAUUUUCAGCGUUCCUCACUUUUUGGUCCUACAUUAUAAUCCUCAACACUGUGGUGCCCAUUUCACUAUAUGUCAGUAUGGAAGUGAUUCGGUUAGGCAACAGUUACUACAUCAACUGGGACAGGAACAUGUAUCACGCACGAACUGACACGCCAGCUGAGGCUCGAACGACAACGCUCAACGAAGAGCUCGGUCAGAUCAAAUACAUCUUCUCAGACAAAACCGGCACGCUUACCCAGAACAUCAUGACCUUCAACAAAUGCUCCAUUAAUGGGAAAUCUUACGGAGAUGUUAUUGACAACUACAGUGGACAGAGGCUGGAGAUCACAGAGGAAAUGACACCAGUGGAUUUCUCCUUCAACCGGCUUGCGGACCCAAAAUUCCUCUUUUAUGAUCAUACUCUGGUAGAGGCUAUAAAGCUGGAGCUUCCAGACGUUCAUGCUUUCUUCAGAUUGCUGGCUCUCUGUCACACUGUCAUGGCAGAGGAAAAAAAGGAGGGUGAUCUGGUAUACCAGGCCCAGUCUCCUGAUGAGGGCGCUCUGGUCACGGCCGCACGUAAUUUCGGCUUUGUGUUCCGCUCACGCAGUCCUGAGACAGUGACAAUAGAGGAGAUGGGGAUUCAGAAGAGCUAUGAGCUGCUAGCCAUUUUGGACUUUAACAAUGUGCGAAAAAGGAUGUCUGUUAUUGUUCGUAAUCCAGAGGGCAAACUCUCUCUGUACUGUAAAGGAGCAGACACCAUCGUAUAUGAGAGACUACAUCCCUCCUGCAGCGAACUGAUGAAGGUCACCACAGAGCACCUCAAUGAGUUUGCUGGUGAGGGGUUGAGAACUCUUGUUCUAGCUUAUAAGGAUUUGGAUGAGGAAUAUUUUGCAGAGUGGAAACAGCGCCAUCAUGAGUCCAGUGUGGCGCUGGAGGACCGGGAGGAGAAACUGGAGAAACUAUAUGAGGAGAUAGAGAAAGACAUGAUGUUAAUUGGAGCCACAGCCAUAGAGGAUAAACUUCAGGAUGGAGUUGCUCAGACCAUUGAACAGCUGGCCAGAGCAGAAAUCAAAAUCUGGGUGCUCACUGGUGACAAGCAAGAGACUGCUGAGAACAUUGGCUACUCAUGUAACCUGCUGAGGGAGGAGAUGAACGACGUGUUUAUAGUUGCAGCUAACUCACCCGAAGAGGUCAGACAGGAGCUGAGGGAUGCCCGUCUGAAGAUCCGCCCUGAAACUGAACAAGAUAAAUUGCUUAUUCCUGAGUUUAUCCUGGGUAAUACUCCUAAAGUGGUUCAGGAUGAAAACGUGAAUGGAGAAUACGGACUGGUGAUAAAUGGACACAGUCUGGCAUACGCUCUGGAGAGCAACAUGGAGCUGGAGUUUUUGCGGACGGCUUGCAUGUGCAAGACGGUCAUCUGUUGUCGGGUGACUCCUCUGCAGAAAGCUCAGGUGGUGGAGCUGGUCAAGAAAUAUAAGAAAGCAGUCACUCUAGCCAUAGGAGAUGGAGCUAAUGAUGUCAGCAUGAUUAAAGCGGCCCAUAUUGGUGUAGGUAUCAGCGGUCAGGAGGGAAUGCAGGCAGUGCUGUCUAGUGACUUCUCUUUUGCUCAGUUCCGUUUCCUGCAGCGCCUCCUGCUGGUACAUGGUCGCUGGUCAUACCUGCGCAUGUGCAAGUUCCUGCGCUACUUUUUCUAUAAGAACUUCACCUUUACCUUUGUGCACUUCUGGUACGCAUUUUUUUGCGGCUUUUCCGCUCAGACAGUAUACGAUGAAGGCUUCAUCACUUUGUAUAAUUUGGUAUACACUGCCCUGCCUGUUCUGGGAAUGAGUUUAUUUGACCAGGAUGUGAAUGCUGGCUGGAGUCUUGAGUACCCUCAGCUGUAUGUGCCAGGGCAGUUAAGUCAGUACUUUAGUAAACGUGCUUUCAUGAUGUGUGCACUUCACAGCUGUUACAGCUCCCUAGUGCUGUUCUUUGUGCCUUACGCUGCCACAUAUGACACGGCGAGAGACGACGGCAAAGAUGGUGCAGACUAUCAGUCAUUUGCACUGAUUACUCAAACCUGCCUCACCGUCACUGUGUGUGUACAGUUGGGGCUGGACCUCUCAUACUGGACUGUUGUUAACCAUCUCUUCGUUUGGGGAAGUUUGGGAAUGUUCUUCAUAUUGACCUUUACCAUGUUUACAGAUGGACUUUUUCGAUUACAUCCACCUUCUUUUGCAUUUGUAGGAACUGCCCGAAAUUGUCUUAACCAGCCCAAUGUGUGGCUGACUGUUACAUUGACAGCUAUACUGUGUGUUCUGCCUGUGUUUGCUUACCGGUUCUUCUGCGGUCAGAUCUUUCCUACCAUCAACGACAAGGUGAGGUAUAAGGUACGUCCAAUGAAAGAACCUGCUCCUCGCCCGCGCCGCACCAGGCUCACCCGAAGGAGCACACGUCGGUCUGGUUAUGCCUUCUCUCACGCCCAUGGUUAUGGUGACCUUGUGACCUCUGGCCGAUUUUUGCGGCGACACACACCCAUUCGCACCAUGGGCUUGAUUCCCACAGGACGCUCUCCUGGCUUUAAGCCCACAGGUCGGUCUGCGGGUUACAGCCCGGUCGGGCGAGAACAAAACCCCAAACAGAAAGUUGAACCAACGUCACUGCAGAUGUUCCGUGCGGUUAAAGACUCUUCCUUUUGAACGGUGCAGCUUUUCAGCCAGAGCUAGGACCAAAAUCUUAAAUGCUGUUUACAGGGUUUGAACUCUUGGGGACAAUUUCACAGCUGCUGCGUUGUGUAUAUAGCAGAAUAUAUAUACGCACACUAAGAACAAAAGACUUGAUUCCUAAAUGUACGAAAUCUUAGGGAGCGUGCAUAGACACACUUGUCACUCAAAAUGCAAGUGCGGUUUACAGCAAGAACAAACUGAAAUAUCCAUCAUGCUGAAGGACAGGGAGUACUUGUCCUUUUUUCUGUCAUCACUACAAUGGGAGUGACAGACAUACUGGACUGUAAGAGAGCAAAUAACAAUGAAAGCACAGAACAUGAUGUCAUUAUAGGAAGUCAUGACUGAUCUAAUUCAAAACACUGUUUCCUGUUCUCCUCCUUUUCCAGGUACUACGCCCACUAAUGCAUUUUGACUUGAGUCCUGAUUUUAAUAUGCACCACACCACACCAAAACAUUUUUUAGUCAUUUCGUAUCUCAAAGGAGUCAUAUCAUCCAUCAGAGGUCAAUUUAUAAUGUUAAUCACCUGUUUUUUUCUGUUGACCUUUAGAAUUAAACAGGCCUUUUUGCUACUGUACCUUUAAGAGCUCCAUAUAAGAGCCUUCUUAGGAUGUGAAAUGAAUGCCUGUUCACACCAAGAACGUUAACGAUAAUGAUAACUAUAUUAGCAACCAAACCAGUGCACGAUAACAUUGUUCAAUUUAAGUGCACGCUUCAGUUUUGUCAUCUGACGCUUUAAAUGCUCAAGCUCUUUUAAAGGAGAAGUUCACUUCGAGAACAAAAAUUUACAGAUAAUGUACUCACCACAUUGUCAUCCAAGAUGUUCAUGCCUUUUGUCUUCAGUCGUAAAGAAAUCGUUUUUUUGAGGAAAACAUUUCAGGAAUUCUCCAUAUAGUGGACUUCUAUGGUGCCUGCGACUUUAAACGUCAAAAAUGCAGCUUCAAAGGUCUCUAAAUGAUCCCAGCCGAGGAAUAAGGGUCUUAUCUAGUAAAACGAUCAGUCAUUUCCUAAAAAAAAUAAAAAUUUAUAUGCUUUUUAACCUCAAGUGCUCGUCUUGUCUAGCUCUGCGAUGCACAUGCAUACUCUGUGUAAUCCGGGUCAAUACAGUUUAGGGUAUAUUGAAAAACUCCCAUCUCAUUUUUUCCUCCAACUUUAAAACGGCCUACAUCACUGUUUUACCUUUUUUUUGUAAAGGCUGUUUGACCUUCUUUUCAUGUUUACUUUGUAAACACUGAGUUGGUACUUCUGCAGCGAUGUAGGAUGAUCCUAAAGUUGGAAAAGAAAACAAGAUUUUUUCGACACACCUUAACUGUAUUGAUCCGGAUUACACAGAGUUCGCAUACGCAUGGCAGAGCUAGACAAGUCGAGCAUUUGAGGUUAAAAAGUAUAUAGAUUUUUAUUUUUUAUUUUUUGAAAAUGACUGAUCAUUUUGCAAGAUAAGACCCUGCAUUUAAACUGCCUUUUGGACAUUCAGACUCGCAGGCAACAUUGAAGUCCACUAUAUGGAGAAAAUUCCUGAAAGGUUUUCCUCAAAAAACAAUUUCUUCACGACUGGAGAAAUAAAGGCAUAAACAUCUUGGAUGACAAUGGGGUGAGUCUGAUUAUCUGUCAAUGUUUUGUUUUGUUUUUUUUUUCAUUUAGAAAGUGAUUCCAAUGAUAUUGUUCCUCUGUGUCAUUAUUGUUAUAAUUUUAGAAUGAUUUUUAAAACUAUAUCUUAAUUGUUAUAGUUAUCAUUGUUGGUGUGAAUAGGCCUUGACAGUGCUGAAAUGGCCCUCAAAUAGUUAAGACCGGACUGACUUGAUCAAGGACCUUGUUAAAAAUAAAGUCAGUCGCUCUACUAAUUUUGGGAUGUAUUGGAAGUCAACACAGAGUCACACAAACUACAGUAAACGACAGCCAAAAAUAGCCUAUAUCUUACUUAUCUUUACCAACUUGUUACCAGCUCAUAUAAUCAUAUCUAUAAUAGUGUCCAUCCCACUUCCUCCUCAUUAUUUCAUCGUGACUAGGCAGACCAAGCUGCUGAAUAGACAUUAUUGUGUACAUGCAGGGGGUUUGUGUUAAUAUAUUCAUCACUUUGACAACACAAAGUCACCGCUUCCAGAACAGGACAUUUUUGCAGAUUUAUUUCUAUACAUGCUUUUUCUUUGGAUUUGGACAGGGGUUUUGACUUCCAAAUGUUUCAUAUUGUUAAAUCCCAAAGACAAGCAUUUAAAAAAGAUCAAGGAAACAUCCAUUUUUCAUGUCAUGACUUUAUUUUGCCUAUGUUUAGAGGUAAAAAGAAACGAGGAGACCAGUUUGAACACAUUCACAGUAUAGAGUGCCUUGCAUAUUACUUUGAUUUAAAGAUCAGUGUUAGUACAAAGACUUCUUAUGGUUUGGGAACAUACAAAUGUAUAUUCAGUACAGUAAAAAAAACAUUUUAAUUCAGCUUUACUCGGUAUACAAAUGUACAUCAUAUUCAUACUCUAAUUGUACUAUGCAAAUCCUGUACAAUCAAAAACAUUUUGUACAAAUAAAAUACUUUUUUACUCU